AUGAGUUUUGAUGGCUACAAAGAUGAAAUCAAUGAAGGCGAUACCGUAAUCCUCUACCUCACCAUUACCCAAGUAUAUUCCAUCAAAGCACAACCGAAAAUAGUCAACAAAAAAGGUAAUGAAGUGGAGAACGUAUUCCAAACUCCUUACGGCGCUUUGAAAUGUGGAGAACUCAUCGGCAAAAGCUAUGGCACCAAAAUAUCUCUCAGCAAAGGAUGGGGCUACGUUUUGCAACCAACUCCAGAGUUAUGGACCAUAACAUUACCUCAUCGAACACAGAUAAUUUACACCCCUGACAUAAGUAUGAUCAUCUUGCAGUUGGAACUUUGUCCUGGAAGUAUGGUAAUAGAAAGUGGUACCGGCAGUGGAAGCCUCUCACAUGCUCUUAUCAGAGCAGUAAAGCCUCAUGGCCAUGUUUACACAUUUGACUUCCAUGAGGUUAGAGCUAAAACAGCUACUGAAGAAUUCAAGGACCAUGGUCUAGCUAGUUAUGUCACAGUUGGUCACAGAGACGUAUGUGAGGAUGGUUUUGGAGAACACAUGACUGGAAAAGCUGAUGCAGUAUUUUUGGAUCUACCACAUCCCUGGCUGGCAAUUCCCCAUGCCUUAACUUCUAUUAAAACCACUGGUGGAAGGUUAUGUUCUUUUUCACCAUGUAUUGAACAAGUGCAAAAAAGUUGUUUGAUGCUGCUCAAACUUGGUUUUCAGGAUAUACAAACUUUGGAAGUGUUACAGACUCAGUAUUCAGUGCAACAAAGGUCUAUACCUGUGAUCAAUCUGGACUUUGUUAAGGCUGAAAAGGAUGGUAGUGAACCAGAGAAAAAAGAAAGGGAAAUGAUGAAGACAGUGACUGGUCUCCCUCCUGCUAGCUCUCCUGGACAUACAGGUUAUCUUACAUUUGCUACAUUGCCUCCAGUAUGGUGCAGGAGUUUGCAGAUCAGUUUAAAUGAAGAAGAUAUAUUGACUAGUGUUGACUAA
Phaedon cochleariae (mustard beetle) is the source of this 978-nucleotide messenger RNA. The record is from the annotation of a GenBank genome assembly. Lineage: Eukaryota; Metazoa; Arthropoda; Insecta; Coleoptera; Chrysomelidae.